Messenger RNA from Urocitellus parryii (Arctic ground squirrel), 4237 nucleotides. RefSeq names its product NPL4 homolog, ubiquitin recognition factor (gene Nploc4). Gene Ontology annotation, biological process: ubiquitin-dependent protein catabolic process. Lineage: Eukaryota; Metazoa; Chordata; Mammalia; Rodentia; Sciuridae. The record is from RefSeq and is a predicted model, not a curated record. Gene Ontology annotation, cellular component: nucleus. Gene Ontology annotation, molecular function: ubiquitin binding; ubiquitin protein ligase binding.
GGAACUCGGUUUCGGCCCUGCGCGCCCGGCGGAGCUGAUUAGGCGACGCACCGGACGCCGGCGACUGGCUGAGCCGGGCGGCGAAGCUGGAGCGGCGGUGGCGGCGGCGGCGGGAGGCCGGGGCCGGGGCCGGGGCUGAGGCCGGGGCUGCGAGGCCCUUGGGACGGCAGGGGGCGGCGGCGGCGGCCCGGGGCCCGAGCGCGGAGGCCGGAGCGGCCGCCAUGUCCGAGAGCAUCAUAAUCCGUGUCCAGUCUCCAGAUGGGGUCAAGCGGAUCACAGCAACGAAGAGAGAAACAGCUGCGACAUUUUUGAAAAAGGUUGCAAAGGAGUUUGGCUUCCAAAACAAUGGCUUUUCAGUGUACAUCAAUAGAAACAAGACUGGGGAGAUAACGGCAUCGUCCAGCAAAUCCCUCCACUUGCUAAAAAUCAAACAUGGCGAUUUGUUGUUCCUGUUUCCCUCGAGCCUUGCUGGACCCUCAUCUGAAAUGGAGACGUCAACCUCACUAAGGUUAAAAGGCUUUGGAGCCCCCAACGUGGUGGAGGAUGAGAUUGAUCAGUACCUCAGCAAGCAGGAUGGGAAGAUUUACAGAAGCCGGGACCCACAGCUGUGCCGCCAUGGCCCCCUGGGGAAAUGUGUGCACUGCGUCCCACUGGAGCCGUUUGACGAGGACUACCUGAACCACCUGGAGCCCCCAGUGAAGCACAUGUCCUUCCACGCCUACAUCCGGAAGCUGACAGGAGGAGCCGACAAGGGGAAGUUUGUUGCCCUGGAGAACAUCAGCUGCAAGAUCAAGUCCGGGUGUGAGGGACACCUCCCAUGGCCCAACGGCAUCUGUACCAAGUGCCAGCCCAGUGCCAUCACACUGAACAGACAGAAAUACAGGCAUGUGGACAAUAUCAUGUUUGAGAAUCAUACCGUUGCUGACCGCUUUCUUGACUUCUGGAGGAAGACCGGGAACCAGCACUUCGGGUACUUGUAUGGACGGUACACGGAGCACAAGGAUAUUCCCCUGGGCAUCAGGGCUGAGGUGGCUGCAAUUUAUGAACCUCCUCAGAUUGGCACACAGAACAGCCUGGAGCUCCUUGAGGACCCGAAAGCUGAGGUGGUUGAUGAGAUCGCUGCCAAACUGGGCCUAAGGAAGGUUGGCUGGAUAUUCACAGACCUCGUCUCAGAAGAUACCCGAAAGGGUACAGUCAGAUACAGUCGGAAUAAGGACACUUACUUCCUGAGCUCAGAAGAGUGCAUCACUGCAGGAGACUUCCAGAAUAAACACCCCAACGCCUGCCGGCUGUCUCCUGAUGGGCACUUCGGGUCCAAGUUUGUGACUGCAGUGGCCACAGGUGGUCCCGACAACCAGGUCCACUUUGAGGGGUAUCAGGUAUCCAAUCAGUGCAUGGCCCUAGUCCGCGAUGAAUGUCUGCUGCCGUGCAAGGAUGCCCCUGAGCUCGGCUACGCCAAGGAGUCCAGUAGUGAGCAGUACGUGCCUGAUGUUUUCUAUAAGGACAUCGACAAGUUUGGCAACGAGAUCACCCAGCUGGCCCGCCCCCUGCCUGUGGAGUAUCUGAUCAUAGACAUCACAACAACCUUCCCCAAGGAUCCAGUUUACACUUUUUCUAUUUCACAAAAUCCAUUUCCUAUUGAAAACCGGGAUGUGCUGGGUGAGACACAGGACUUCCACAGUCUGGCCACCUAUUUGUCCCAGAACACUUCAUCUGUGUUCUUGGACACCAUCUCGGAUUUCCACCUGCUGCUGUUUCUGGUCACCAAUGAAGUCAUGCCUCUACAGGACAGCAUCAGCCUUCUGCUGGAGGCGGUGAGGACCAGGAAUGAGGAGCUGGCACAGACGUGGAAGAAGUCCGAGCAGUGGGCCACUAUUGAGCAACUUUGCAGUACCGUUGGUGUGCAGCUCCCGGGCCUCCAUGAGUAUGGUGCCGUUGGAGGUUCUGCACAUGCCGCCACCUCUGCCAUGUGGGCCUGUCAGCACUGCACCUUCAUGAACCAGCCAGGAACUGGCCACUGCGAGAUGUGCAGCCUCCCCAGGACCUAGGGCUCCGGCCCUCUGCUGGGUGGGACUGGGCCAGCCUAGCCCUCCAAAGCCAGGAGCUCAAGGUGUGCCCCGCAAGGCUCAGAGCUGGCAGCCCUGAGGGGUGGGGCCCACCACCCUGGCACCCAGGGAAGCUUCUUGGCACCAAUCCCAGAGAGGGAGCUCAGCUAAUGUGCUAGGGCUGAGUAAAAGCCGACUGGAAACAGUGUCCCUGCCUGAGAACACCACGCACGCCUCACCCGUCAACAGCCCCCYGCCGUGGAAGGAUUGGGCACCUCCAAAUAAUCACUUGAAAUCGGUGGUGCAGGGAGGGUUGCUGCUGCCACCCAGCUUUCUUUUCCUUCCUCUUCGAUGCUUUCUGUUCUGUCCCCGCUUGAUUUUUUUUUUUUUUUUGGUUGGGAGUGCCUGGCUACCUCUGUUCUGUUGCUCUGGAGCAGAGGUCCUGCCUGUGCCGGCCACAGCCUCCUGCUCAGCCUGCAGCCUAGUGCGCUUUCUCAUCUCGUACCAGGUGGAAGUUUAGAGUCUGUGCUGGUUGCAAUAACAGUUUUCAGCAAUUCCUUCCCAGAAGACUUUUAUUUAUUGUUUUUAAGAUAAAACUGCACAACAGGGAUAUGAGAGAGACUAGUUUCCACUUCCUUCCCUCCUUCAGCGCAGCCCCUCCUGGGAGUUCAGGUGGUAGUGGACGGGUCCCACUGACAGUCCUCCUAUGAAGCAAACCUCAGUGCCUGAGACUUUUCUACCAAGUCACACAGCUGUGGCAGCUGGCGAUAUGGGCAGCUGAGCAGGAGGAGAGUGGUGGCCCUUGCCUGGUGGGCAGUCCCUCUAGAUAGCCCGGAUGGGUGAACACCAGGGCCCCGAUUCCUCUACCCACAGCACCAUUCCUCUAUCCAUAGCCUUGCCAGGCCUUGGUCUGGAAUAGUGCUUUGGCCAUUGAAACAGGACCUCUGUGGAGCCUGGAAAGUUGAUAGCAUGCACCCAGUGUAAGGACCAGGCAAUCCACAAGAGUCCUAAUGGUCUCUAAGUGUCCUCCACAAUAGGACUGGGGCACAGGCCUACCCCAGGCGAGCCGAGGGCGUCUUGAUGCCUCUUUGCCUUAACAAGAGCCAAAUUAGCUGUGCUGCACCCAGGGAAAGGCCGGCCCAGCCAGACUUCCUGGAGGCUUGUGUGUCUGUUGCCUAGAGGGACGCACCUACACAGCCCUCCCCAUGCUUGGCCAUGUAGACAGAAUGCUUGCCUGCUGGGCUCUCUCAUGGUAGGGCUGUGGCCAGAACCCUCAGGUAUACCUGGCAUGGCAUCCCCCCUGGAAGGCCCAGGUUUCUUCUGAUCCUGGAGCCACAAGCCCAUUAGGUUGGCCUGGCUACAGCAGGCCUGUAAAGCAAGCAGUCUCCCCCCAUCUGCCACACAUUAUGGAGGUGUGGAGGGUCAUCUGGUCUGCCUCCUAGGAGCUGUCUUGGCUGGGGCUUUGUCUUCCCUGUCUUACCUGGUCCCUGAGGUCAGCUGUAUAGCCAAAUGGCCUGGCUGGCUGCUUACCUGUCUCCAGGGCCAUUCACACCAGUGCUGUUGCCCAGCCUGGGCAGGUACUGGACAGCACAGACUUGUGGAGACUCACUGCCCCAACACCUGUGUUCCUCUCCACUUGCUCUCGUCUUUAUCCACCAAGCUAAUUUCCUUUUCUCAACCAAUAGUUUUUCUCACUCUGCAGUUCUGGCAUCCAUGCAGUCCAUGUUUUCUUUUUGUCUUUUAGCUAAAGAAAGUGUUGUGAUUUCGCUGCUUAUGGUUUUGAGUUACUCUGUUCAAUAAUGCACUUUAUUUUAUCGUCCAAAGAGAGUCAAGCUCAUGCUGCUGGCUUGGGGUGAGCCCUGCUGAGAGCACAGGCCUGGGAGGCCCAGGCACCACCUCCUGCUCAGGAGUGACCCCCGCCCAUCUUGCAUUCCUGUGGACAUCCCCUCAUGUCACCAGGCACCACAUUCCAGAGGGGUGCCUGAGCACACACCUUCCCAGGCGGACCUGCCUACCCAGCCCGCCCUCUUGGCCCUGGUCGGUCCUGCCUACCCAGCCCGCCCCCAGCCAGUCUGUUCCUGGGACAUAGGUGCUCUGCUUUGGGCUCACAGGUGUGCAUCACCUGGGUUUGGACUAGCAUUACCCUGACCCCAGCCCUGCAGUGGAACCUAAUAAAAAGCGCCUGAAGCGAC